Molecule: messenger RNA, 321 nt
Organism: Coccidioides immitis RS
Lineage: Eukaryota; Fungi; Ascomycota; Eurotiomycetes; Onygenales; Onygenaceae
Exons: 2
Coding region: 1-321 (106 amino acids)
Source: RefSeq, a predicted model, not a curated record
AUGGUCCACACUAGUUCAGGGCAACCAUCCCCUGAUAGGGAAGUCCAUGCCGCCCCACGUGUGAAACAACGGUUAAACUUUGAUAUUAAUCGGAUUAAUGGAAAUAAUGAUUGGCUGGGCGUUGCCGACCACCGAGGCCUCGAUUGUUGGCAUGGUUAUGACGGCAAAGAAUUCAACCUUGUUCACCCCUGGCGAGAAUUGGGGGUGCAAGGGAUAGCUUCAGCUGUUCGGAGACAACAAGAUGCCCAAUCCCGCGCCUUGUGUAUGGCGAAUUGGAAACCGAGCCAGUCGGAAUUUACCUGCCGCAAUGAAGAACAGUGA